Molecule: messenger RNA, 6583 nt
Organism: Schistosoma curassoni
Lineage: Eukaryota; Metazoa; Platyhelminthes; Trematoda; Strigeidida; Schistosomatidae
Source: the annotation of a GenBank genome assembly
GUAUACUGAACGAUGACCUUGGUAUUAACAUGUCUUAUCUUUUGCUUCCGUCUAGAACCGAUCAUUUGAGAGGACAUUCGAAGAAAGUUCAAAAACCGAGAUCAAACCGUUUACGUCUGGAGUUCCGUUUCUCGCACCGAGUAGUGAAUAACUGAAAUUCUCUACCGGAACACGUAAUAUCAGCACCGUCUGUUAAUAUAUUCAAAACGAGAUUGGACCUCCACAGUAUUACAAACUGCAAGGAUUAAUACAGGUCGACAGACCUCCUAUCCUUUUUACUGAUGACUGAAGACUGUGAACGUUGUUUGAUCGAAACACAAGAAAAACUUCAAGGCUACACUAAGCGUGGGUUGUUUGAAGACUAAAUACCGAACCAUUGUCUAUUAUUUCUGUGGUUGUAUUAUGCUAUCAUCAUUCGAAUGUCAUAUUUAUCAUGUUUUAUCACAGUUGUUACCAGGCAGUAACUACAUAGUAGCAUUAUUCAUCGUGUGCGAUCAUUGUUAACUUUGAAAACAUCGACAUUAUCUCACUUAGUAUCUGUCAAUGCCAGACAUCUCGGAAUACCGACUCGGAAGUGCAUGUAGAAUAAACAACUCAGAUCAGUUUUCAGAAAAAGAUUCUGAGGCUUCUAUUCUGGACCCAUCUGGUUCGAUUGCAUUGAAACUUGAAGAGUGUAUAGUUUCUGUCCAAGAAUUGCAUCAUGUAGUCAAUGAUAAAGCAUCUUCUGACGAUAACGGUUCUAAUAACAACAAUCCAAAUAUGGAGGACGUCACUUGUUGUUGUCACGACAGUAAAAAUGAAUGCGGUAUACUCAAUGAUUCAAAUUCAUCAUCUUGGUUGCGACGUCUAUUUACGUCAAGCUUAUUUAAUUUAGAUAUGACAAUUCAAUAUUUAUUUAAAUCAGAGGAUGUGAAUGUACAAAUGUAUUUGGCUGAUCGAUUAUUUGGUUUUCCAGAAUCUGAUGUAGACUUUUACUUAUUACAACUUGUUUCUCUCUAUGAAAAAUCACCUUCAUUAGCUGAACACUUAACUAAUUAUUUUAUAUAUCGAUGUACAAAAUCUGUUUCAUUUGCAAUAAAUCUUGUUUGGUUAUUGGACUCAUUCAGUUCACAUUCAUAUAAUCCAUUGAAACGUGUUUCAUCAAUUCUACUUAAUCGUCCAUCAUCAGUGCCAAUAUUCUCUUAUGUAUCUAAUCAAUUGUAUUUAAUGAAUUCCAGUGAUAAUUCUCAAUCAAUCAAUAAUAAUAGUAAUAAUAGUAAAUUUAUUAAAUUAAAAUCUAGUUCAUCGGCUAUUACACCUUUACAAGAAUUAGAUUAUCAUAAUAGUAACAAUGGUGAUGAAAAUUACAAUACAAAUGUAGUUCCUACUCCUAAUACAACCACGACUAACAAUUCGACAGAAUUGUCCAAUGAUAAUCGAUUCGUGUAUACUGCACAAACUUUACGGGAUUUAUUACUACCAAUUGAUGAGACUACAUGGGGUAGUUUUAUUCCACAAUCGAUAGUUAAUGGAAGCUACAACAUGGGAUCGUAUAAUAAUGUUAAUACUCACUAUACACAUAAUACUUCUUCUCCAUCAUCUAAUUGUAAAUUAUCUCCAAAUAUUCAUCAUAAUAUCGGGCAUAAACGAAGUACAUCUGAUGUAACAAGUUUAAGAAAUUAUCAUUAUUAUGUAGAUAAAUCUAGACAUCGUGUUGUUAUGGAUCAGUUAGAUCUAAUGAAUAAUACUGAAACUAAUCAAACGAUAACAACAAUAACUUCUAAUCCAAAUCGUUGGUCAUCAUCACAAGAUUCAGCUGUUUGUUUAUCAACUAUUGAUGAUGUUGUAAACAAUCCAAUAACAACUCAAUCUAAUCAUAUCACAAAUCAAAUAUCAUUGAAUUCAAUAUGUCCUAUCAUAAAUCAUUUAUCAAAUCAAACAAAUCCUUUAUUAAAUGAAAAUCGACAUUCAUUACAUCAAUUACAUUUGAAUAAUCUUAAUCAAAAUCCAAUUAAAUCAAGUAUGAGUAUGAAUAAGAUUAUUACAAAAGAAAUUCUGCCACAAUCAUGUCUUCCGAAACAUUCUCGUUCAUCAGUUAAUUUACAACGAUUAAAUUCAUCAUUAUGUAUCAUGAAUGAUGAUAAUUCUGCACAAAUUAAAUCAUCAUCGUCUUUAAAUCAAACUGCCACUGUUCGUGGCGAGAAUAAUCAUAGGAAUGAUGUUGAUCGCAACUUAUCAUCAUACUCUACAAAUAAUAUAACUUCUGAUUUAAUGCUUGGAUCCUUAGAAGGAGUACCAAUACUUACAACGAUAACACUCACUAAAACAAAAUCAAUAAAUGAAGCAAGGAAAAAUCCAACUCACACUAUGGAAUCUUGUAGUUCCACAACAGAAUCGUCAAGUCCACUUGAUAGUGGUCUUUAUAUGACAGCUCCUAAUCGUUAUAUACAUAGUAGUUGCGAUGGUGUUGGUGUUGUUGACCAUGGUGAUGACGAUGAUGAUAAUGAUAAUCAUGGUGUUAAAUUGCAAUCACCAGAAAAUUCAUUUCAUUUACCACAUUGUCCACAUUAUCACACUACUUCAUCAGUUAUGUAUCGAACUUUAACAUUACGUAAUUAUCUAGUCCCUAGAAUAAUUCCUGAAUGGGAUUUUGUUGAUGGUCUUUUGAGAAUAGCUCGUCGAUUAGUACCAAUUAGUCCCAAAGAGCAAAGAACUGCUCAUUUACAGGCAGAAUUAGCAAAUUUAAAUCUUCAUUUACCUGCACGUGUAUGGUUACCAGUAAAUAAAGCUGGUCAUAUUGUUUUACGUAUUCCACCAACUGCUGCGGUAUGUUUAAAUUCUAAGGAUAAAGCACCAUUUUUAAUCUAUGUGGAAAUAUUGUGCUGUGAUGAUCCAUCAAUUAUUUCUUUACCAAGUCGACCGAUAACAGCAGCCAGUUCAAAAAGUUCCAAUUCAUUAUCUGCUGUUUAUCCAUGGAAUCCUAAUUCACAUACAGGUUGUUUUUCAUCUAAUGAAAUAACAGAAAAUCAUGAAAUCAAUGUAAAUACACGUACAUCAGAUGAAUUAAGUCUUCGUUCCUCUUCUAUAUCAUCUAAUGUUUCUUUAAGUGAAGAAUUAAUAAAUCCUAUAGAAUUUAAUCAUCAUCAUCAACAUCAACAUCCUCAUUAUCAUUUAACUAUAGAUGAAAUGGAUGAAAGAAAAGAGCAUACAACUAAAUGUACCCAUGAUCAAUUUGAACUUAAUGAAACUAUAAUGAAAGAUGAUUCUUUCACAGCUACUGAUUCAAUAACAGUAACUAAUGCUAAUCGAUCUAAAUCUCCAAUUUAUAUUGGAGCUGGUGAAAUACGUAAUCGACUUAAAGAACAAUGUGAACUUCAACCGCAUAAAUCGUUUAGAUGUGAUCCAGAAGAUCCAAGUGCAGCAGUGCUAAAAGAACCAUGGCAUGUGAAAUGUGAACGUAUACGUGCUACAUCACCAUGGGGUAGUUUACCAGGAUGGAUUCUAACCAGUGCAAUUGUAAAAGUUGGUGAUGAUUUAAGACAAGAACAAUUAGCUUAUCAAUUACUUACUGUGUUAAAAAAUAUUUGGUCAAUGGAGUAUGUUCCAUUAUGGUUACGUCCAUUAACUGUAGUUGUUAUAUCAUCUGAUAGUGGUUUUAUUGAACCUGUCCCUGAUACUGUAUCAUUUCAUCAAAUCAAACGACAUGCUCAUUUAUCAUUAUUAGAUUAUAUGCAUCGUGAACAUGGUGGAGAUAACUCUGAGGAGUUUUUAACUGCUCAACGUAAUUUUCUACAUAGUUGUGCCGCUUAUUGUUUAGUCGGUUAUUUGUUUCAAGUUAAAGAUCGACAUAAUGGUAAUAUACUAUUAGAUAAUCAAGGUCAUGUAAUACAUAUUGAUUAUGGUUUCAUUUUAUCAUCAUCACCGGGGAAAAAUUUAGGCUUUGAAACAAGUCCAUUUAAAUUAACAUUAGAACAAAUUGAUGUUAUAGGUGGUUUAAAUAGUGAUUUAUUUGAAUAUUUUAAAUUUCUUCUAUUACGUGGUUUAUUAGCUGCACGUAAACAUAUGGAACAGAUCUGUGUACUGGUUGAAAUAGCUCAUGCCACAUGUCCACAAUUACCAUGUUUUGCUCGUGGUAAUGGUUGUCGUACAAUUACUGAUUUACGUCAACGAUUUCAAUUAUCACGUACAGAAGAACAAUUAAAACAAUUAGUUGAUCAAAUGGUUCAUAAUUCAUUAAAUUCAGUUACAACAAAAUUAUAUGAUAGUUUUCAAUAUUAUACAAAUGGUAUCCAAUAGUAAUCAUCAUCAUCAUCAUCAUCAUCAUUCUAUAACUAGAAUAAGAUUCUAAUCCCAGUGACUAAAAGAUUCACAUUAUCUCUUAAUUAUACAAAUGAAUAAAGGAAGAAGAAGAAGGGGAAGAAGACAAAGCAAUGAAAUGAGGGUGGGAGGGGGGCUUGGCAAACAUAUAAACUAUGAUGAGGAUUGAUUACAAUGUGGUUUUCACUUCACUACUACGUUUCUCGUCGACGAUAUUAUCAUCACUAUCAUCAUCAUCAUCGUACCAAGAUUCAAUAUGUUCUGCUUCAACAUCCACUUGAUCAUUAUUGUUAUUCUCUUCCUCUUCCUCCUCCUCGUUGUCGUCGUCAUCGUCAACAUCAUCGUCCAACUCUCCUUCAUCUGCUUCCUCUUCUUCGUCUUCUUCCUCAUCUCCGAUCAACUUGACCGAGUCUAAUUCACUAUCUCCAGAAUCAUUUCGAUUGUUACUAUUCGAUCGUAGUGUUGUUGGAGCGAUAACAACAGACGGUGAAAUAGUUUCCUGUUGUUGUUGUUGUUGUUCUUCAAUAGUCGGUAUAUAAUUAUUAUUAUUUAUGGUAGUUGUUGAAAUUAAAUUAGCAUGAAACGGUAAUUUAUCAUCAAAUGAUGAUGGUUCCAUGGGGAUAGGUUUAUUUUGCAUUUCAGCGUGAAGAUCACGAUCACCUGGUAACUGUUGAGUUGGAUAAGCUGAAGCGGGUAAAUUUAAACGUGCUUUUCUAUCAGCUUUUAACCAUUUUUCUGUGGAUAAAGCCUCCUAAAAGAAGUCAAUAACAAUCGAAACUAAUAAUCUGAAUCUAACAAUUCUUUGAAAUGAAUGUUUUCGCAACAUUUUUUGUGUGUGUGUAAUGUAACAUUCAAUGAACAAAGACAAUCUGUUAAGAUCAUCGGGUUAAGAUAAGAUAUAUUGUUUACAAAUAUAAACAAUCGAAACUCUGGAAUAAUCAACACUACAUAUUAGCUUGUAGUGGAAUCCAGGAAGCGUAUUUCAUCUCAUUUGGGACUGGUCGGUAGGAUGUACAACAUGCAUCCCAGUGUUGAUGAUGUUUAAACUUAAACUUGAACCCAGUGACUAUUACUUCAAAUACUAGAGCUCACGAGUCCGAAAUAGAAUGAAACGCGCAUCCUGGAUUCUACUAAUAGCUACAACCCAGAUUUUCUACUCAAUAUCCUUAUGACUUUAAUGGCAAUCUGAACAUCAUGAAUACAUAUCGAAAAGAGACUGAUCAAUUGCAGUCUUUAACAUCAAUAAUGGGAAGAUUUAAGUGACAAAUACAAAUGAACUACAAAUUAACACAUAAUUGCUUGAAAAAUAAAAAACAUGACAACUAUAAGUGAAUAAGUGAAAAGGUGGGACUUUGAGAAGGUACUAGAUGUGAAUCCUGCAGUGAACACUAACGCUGGGAUGCCAGUACAUCCAGUAUAUAGGACGAAACGCGUGUCCUGGAUUUUACUGCUAGCCACAUUUGAUCUACUCUAUUCAGUGAUUGGCUUUUAGUAUUCCUGUAUGGCCUUUAAUAUAAGCUUUCAUUUGACACACUAACUGUUGAUGCAUAUUUUACCAUAGAGAAAUUGUAAUCAGUCAAUUAUGUACCUGUAUUAUUGAGUUGUCUGUCGUAAAUGCCCUAAUUAUACACAGAUUGUGAUUGUCUAUUUAUGGUGCAUUGUAGUUUUGUAAUUGAUGUAUGAGAUUUUAAGUAAUGAAUAUAAAAAGUAAAUUGGCCUUUUGAGGUUUUUGGCAUCCUAAUUGGACAGACGGUUUUCAUGCAUUUAUUUAGUUGUGUGUAGGCUGGGACACUGCAUGGGUGCCCAGACUGGACCAGGUACUUUUCUUAUGGGGCCACACCCGGAGCAUUCAACCUAAAGGUCUAAUCCAUAAGACAGUGAAGUAACAUCAUCAGAUGCAGUCUCAUGGUAGUCGGUGACCAACAAUAGGUUCAUACGCCAUUUGUUUGCUUAGGAUCCUGGAGACUAUAUGCACACCAUUGGUUUGGAAUCAGGGUUUUCCAACUCUCCUAGAUAGAUACUCUGUAUCCAUCUGCUUUUCUUCCUCUCAGUUUCGUAAACAACACCCCCUCUUUGAGAAUGCAGUGAAUAGGACGUCCCUGUCAGUGGCUGUAUACACGUGGUCAUUUGAGAGGGAGAGUUGGCUCUCCCCACCCUCGACUUUACCAGGACAUUCGGGAGCUUGAUCAGCAAUAGCAAGCUCAAUGGGGACAACAGGUAAAUUGAAGGUAAUCGUUAAUGUUAUUUAUUGUAUUUAGUGAACUGUUUAUCAAUAAACUUAAUAACU